AUGCUCAGCCCCGCUCGGCCCUCGCCUUUGAUUUAUUUUCUUCUGGGCGGCCGCGGCGACCCGGGACUGACUCGGGGAUGGGAAGUGAAGCCCCCGGAGCUGCUGCCGGGGCGGCGGCGGUCGCGCUGUGAAGAGCAGCCAGGGGGAGGCAGCUGCGACUCGGCGGUGAGUAUCCGGGAAGCGCCACCAUGGGGCUCCGUAAGAAGAGCACCAGGAACCCCCCGGUCCUGAGCCAUGAAUUCAUCCUGCAGAAUCAUGCGGACAUCGUCUCCUGCGUGGGGAUGUUCUUCGUGCUGGGGCUGAUGUUCGAGGGAACGGCAGAAGCAUCUAUCGUUUUCCUUACUCUUCAGCACGGCGUUAUCGUCCCUGCAGCAGAAGAGCAAGGCACGGCAUCCAAGUCCCUUUAUCAUUACGGUGCCAAAGAUUUGGCGACGAUUUUCUUCUACAUGCUGGUGGCAAUCAUUAUUCAUGCCACAAUUCAGGAGUAUGUGUUGGAUAAAAUUAACAGGAAAAUGCACUUCACCAAAGCGAAACAAAACAAGUUUAAUGAAUCUGGGCAGUUUAGCGUAUUCUACUUCGUUUCUUGUAUUUGGGGCACAAUCCUUUUGAUCUCUGAAAACUGCCUGUCAGACCCAACUCUCUUAUGGAGGGCUCAUCCCCAUAACAUGAUGACAUUUCAAAUGAAGUUUUUCUACAUAGCACAGUUGGCUUAUUGGUUUCAUGCUUUUCCUGAACUCUACUUCCAGAGAACCAAAAAACAAGAUAUCCCUGGUCAACUUGUGUACAUAGGGCUUCACCUCUUUCACAUCAUCGGAGCUUAUCUCUUGUACUUGAACCAUUUGGGAUUACUUCUUUUGGUGCUGCAUUAUUUUGUGGAAUUACUUUCCCACAUGUGCGGCCUGUUUUAUUUUAGCGAUGAAAAGUACCAGAAAGGGAUAUCUCUGUGGGCCAUUGUGUUUAUUUUGGGUAGACUUGUUACUUUAAUCGUUUCUGUACUCACUGUUGGGUUUCACCUGGCUGGAUCGCACAAUCGGAAUCCGGAUUCCAUUACUGGAAAUGUAAAUGUGUUGGCAGCUAAAAUUGCUGUUUUGUCGUCCAGUUGCUCUAUCCAGGUAUACAUAACAUGGAACUUAAUUACUCUCCGACUUAAGAGGUGGAUAGACGAUUCUAAUUUUCAGACCUCAUCCGUGAAGAAGAAACGGUCCAAGUCUAAAAAAGGAACGGAAAAUGGAGUGGAAACCUCAAAUAGAGUAGACUCUCCCCCAAAGAGGAAAGAGAAAUCUUCAUAAUGAGUUAUGGGCUCCUUGACUAAGGUCUCCAAAGGGAUCUGCUCUUUACUACAAGAUUUCUUUCUGCUCUAGAGAUUUUUCUGUUCUUAAAAAUUGUGCUCUUUGGUUUUUGCUAUUGUACUGUUCAAUGUAUUUUUU
Messenger RNA from Nycticebus coucang (slow loris), 1427 nucleotides. RefSeq names its product translocation associated membrane protein 1 like 1 (gene TRAM1L1). NCBI's taxonomy places the organism in Eukaryota, Metazoa, Chordata, Mammalia, Primates, Lorisidae. The transcript has a single exon. The record is from RefSeq and is a predicted model, not a curated record. Gene Ontology annotation, cellular component: endoplasmic reticulum membrane. Bases 189 to 1289 code for a protein of 366 amino acids. Gene Ontology annotation, biological process: SRP-dependent cotranslational protein targeting to membrane, translocation; protein insertion into ER membrane.